This is a messenger RNA of Clonostachys rhizophaga, 3642 nucleotides long. Lineage: Eukaryota; Fungi; Ascomycota; Sordariomycetes; Hypocreales; Bionectriaceae. The record is from the annotation of a GenBank genome assembly.
AUGCUUGCCUCAAUUAGCGCUCAAAGCGCCCCAGGGGCUCUCCAGGUCACAGAGAGCGAACAGACUCUUCCCCCGCAGGCAGAAAUCAUCGGCGAUGAUUCCGAUCUCUUCACAGUUGACUCAUUGGUUCGUCGACGAGCCAGGAGCAAUCCCGACAUUCACGCCAUCUCAUAUCCAUCAUCGGGCAUCGACUUUGUCAACUACACACUCCAGCAACUCGAUGUCUUCGCCUGGAGAGCAGCCAAGCAAUAUGAGCAGUCCUUGCCGGUCCGUUCUUCCUCUGCGGAGAAGCCCAGAGUCGUUGCGCUCUUGGGUCCCUCAAACCUGGAAUAUCUCAUCACGUUGCUCGCCCUCACCAAGCUGGGACACACUGUUCUGCCACUCUCUACCAGAAUCCCCCAGCCCGCCAUCGAGAACUUGAUGAAUGUUACGGGCGCGCAGACAUUAAUUGCAGAAGCCCGUUUCCUUGAGCUUGCAGGAAAAGUUUCCGACAGCAUGUCAAUCGAAUUGCUCGAGAUUGCGCCUCGCAGCGUCUUCGAGUUUCCCAUUGAAGUCCACGCCGAGACCAAAUUGGACCAGGCCUUGGACCCCAAGAUCGAGCAAGACAACAUUGCCUUUAUCAUUCAUUCUAGUGGCUCGACGGGUCUGCCAAAGCCCAUCUAUCAGACACACAAGGCUUGCAUUGCCAACUAUGCAAAGAGCAUGGAAAUGAAGGCUCUGAUUACCCUCCCACUGUACCACAACCAUGGCAUCUGCAAUUUAUUCCGCGCGAUAUAUGCCCGCGUGCCCAUCUAUUUCUAUAACGCAGACCUGCCGUUGACGCAGGAUUACCUGGUACGAAUUCUUCGACAGAACAAGUUUGAAAUCUUUUACGGCGUACCUUACGCCCUCAAGCUUCUCUCCGAGGCAGAUGAGGGCAUCCGUCUUCUCCGAGACCUGCGAAUGGUCAUGUACGGUGGCUCAGCGUGCCCAGACGAACUCGGGAACGCAUUGGUCGAGAAUGGCGUGAAUCUCGUCGGCCACUAUGGAGCUACUGAAGUUGGUCAGCUCAUGACUUCCUUCCGCCCGAACGACGACAAGGACUGGAACUAUGUGCGCGAGCAUGACGCUCUCUCGCCAUAUCUCAAAUGGAUCCCUCGAGGACCCAACCUGUUUGAAUGUACGGUCACGGAUGGAUGGCCUGCAAAGGUACAGUCCAACCAGCCUGAUGGGUCGUACCAUACCAAAGAUCUCUUUGAACCGCACCCAACUAUUCCCAAAGCAUGGAAGUACAUCGCACGUCUCGAUGACACCAUCGUGCUGGUCAACGGAGAGAAGUUUGGCCCUGUUGGUAUGGAGGGUAAGAUGCGCUCUAGCAAGCUCAUCACCGAAGCAGUCGUAUUCGGUGCCGGCCGCCCAUAUUUGGGAGUUCUGAUUGUACCAUCUGCCGUUCUGGCCGUAAAGUCAAAGGAUGAGAUCCUAGAUAGCGUCUGGGAGGUAGUCAACGAAGCCAACGCAUCGGUCGACGGAUUUGGCCGUAUAUCCAAGACCAUGAUUAAGCUGCUUCCGACGGACUGCCAAUACCCACGCACCGACAAGGGGAGUAUCAUUCGACAAGCCUUCUACAAGACUUUCAGCGACCAAAUCGAAGAGGCCUAUGAUGAACAGGAAGCCAGCAACGGAGACCGCGAGAAGCUAGAUCAGCCUGGCAUGCGCCGCUUCGUCCAGGAGCUCAUCACCAAGACUUUGUCCAAGUCAUCAAUUGAAGACGACGCAGACUUCUUCUAUCUCGGCCUUGACUCUGUUCAGUCUAUCCAGAUGCGCAGUCACAUCCUCCAAAAUGUCGACCUCGGUCAAGGUACUAAGCUCGGCCAAAAUGUCGUUUUCGAGAACCCAUCCAUUGCCAAGCUUAGUGAGUACUUGUACAGCCUCAGUACCGGCCAGGGCGGAGACAAAGGAGCCUCUAUUGAGGUGGAGAUGCAAGGUUUGAUCGAGAAGUAUAAGACUCUCGAAGCCUCGCCUGCUUCAUCAGUUGCCCUCACUGGAGCUACAGGUUCGCUUGGAGCCCACGUGUUGUCCAAGCUGGUUGAAAACCCUGCUAUUUCAAACGUAUACUGCCUUGUCCGCGCAUCAAACCCUGAGACGGCAAACAAGCGCGUCGUUGAAUCAUUGAUCCAACGAAAGAUCUUCCACACAUUGUCUCUCGAGGCCAGGCGCAAGAUCUCUGCUUUCCCUGCAGACCUGGCAGACCAGAAGCUCGGUCUCUCGGACGAAAACUACUCCUUGGUGUCGCAGAACCUUCGCUCCGUCAUCCACUGUGCUUGGUCGGUCAACUUCAACAUGCAACUUACAAGUUUCGAAAAGGGCAACAUCGCCGGUGUGCACCACCUCCUUGCCCUCUGCCAUGCUUCAAAGGCUUCCAUGAACUUUUGCUCGUCCGUGAGCACUGUCACCCGGUCAACUGUCGUUCCGGUCCCAGAGCAGCUGCCGAACCUCGAAUGGGCCCAGGGAAUGGGCUACGCGCAGUCCAAAUCUGUCGCCGAGCACCUGUGUGCCGAGGCUGCCAGCCAGGGUGUCACAGCCAGAGUACUACGAGUUGGCCAGAUCGUCGGCGAUACAAAGCACGGAGUCUGGAAUGCUCAAGAGGCGGUUCCUAUGUUGAUGCAGACGGCUGUGACUAUCGGCGCUCUGCCCAAGUUGCAGGAAACCCCAUCAUGGCUGCCCGUCGACAUUGUGGCCGAAGCGGUUGCCGAUAUCUCGCUCUCUGAAGCUGGAAGUGUCUUCACGAAUGUUACGCACCCCAAGACGUUUGAUUUCGUCCGGGAUCUGUUGCCCGCGCUCAAGGAUACAGGCCUCUCUUUUGAGGAAGUUGAGCCCAAAGAAUGGAUCCGUCGACUUCGGGCAUCGAACCCAGAUCCCAAGGUCAAUCCCCCGUUCAAGCUCGUGGACUUCUUCGCGUCCAAGUAUGACAAGGAGGAGUUUGCACCCUCAAAGGCAUUUGCCACCGAAGUGGCUUGCUCUCUGUCCCCAGCGCUCGCCCAGGCACCUGUUCUCGAUCCGGCAUUUGUCAAGAAAUUCAUCAGCUACUUCACGAAGAAUGCGUGGUCGCCGCCCAGUGCCGCCAGCGGCAAGACCGCCAUCAUUUUCAUUGGACCCUGCGGUACUGGCAAGACCACCAUCGGGAAGCAGAUUGCCCAAUGGAUCGAGUCGCCGUUUGUCGAAGGCGACAGCCUGCACACACGUGCCGCCGUUGAGAAGAUGCGCUCUGGGACCGCGAUCCUCGAUGAAGAUCGAUCUGGGUGGCUCUCGCGUCUGGCCACACAUGCGGCAGAAGUGCUGCUUGACCUGGACUAUCCCACCGCCGUUGUCUCGUGCUCCGCACUGAAGCAGUCAUACCGUUCCAAUUUGCGAGAAACGCUCUCACAGAAAGGAAUCAAGGCAGCAUUUGUGGAUCUACAGGCGUCCGAGCAGGUUCUACUCGAGAGACUCGAGUCGAGAAAGGACCAUUAUAUGAGCAAAGAAAUGGUUGAGGGGCAGCUGCAGACCUAUGAAGCACCCGGUGUAGACGAGGUCGAUGUUCUACCUGUGGAUGCUGAAAGCAGCGAGGAAGAGGUGAUUGGAAACGUGAAAUGGCUGCUGCAAAGCUCCGGUGUGCUGGAGUAA